Molecule: messenger RNA, 4114 nt
Organism: Oryzias melastigma (Indian medaka)
Lineage: Eukaryota; Metazoa; Chordata; Actinopteri; Beloniformes; Adrianichthyidae
Gene: hhip
Product: hedgehog interacting protein
Exons: 13
Coding region: 1-2100 (699 amino acids)
Source: RefSeq, a predicted model, not a curated record
AUGAAGCAUUUGCAGUUUGUGCUCGUCCUGGCCGUGGCUGUAAACGUUUGGGAAUGUGGGGACGCAAAGUUCGGCGAGAAGGGAGAAAUAAGCCCCAGGCGGAGAAGAUGUUAUGACGGGAGUUUGCCAAAGCGGCUGAAGAAAAGGGAGCGGAAAGUGCUGCUUGACGGCGGCAGCAGCAGCGGAGAACUUUGCCACAUGUUGUAUUCCCGUGUGUCCUGUUGUCCCACCAGGAGAGCCGCCUAUCAGAUUUUGCACCGUAUGGAUGCCAGGAUUUUCUCCACCAAUAAUACAGAAUGUGCCCAUCUCUUGGAUGAGAUCAAGUGUGCUCGCUGCUCCCCGAACGCCCAGGUGUUGUUCCACUCCCUGGACAUAGAUAGACAGCCACACAGGGAGCCGGACCUGCCACGUCUCUGUCUGGAUUUCUGUCGCAAGUUCUAUUACACAUGCAGGGGCCACAUACCAGAACUGUUCCAAGCCGAUGUGGACGAAUUUUGCCAGUACUAUGGGAGGAGAGGUGCCGGCUUAUGCUUUCCAGAUUUUCAACGAAGGCAACUUCUCGGGCAAGAUUCAAACUACUUGGAAGAUGAAAAAAUAGACGAAAUAAACAGGAGACACAAACACAACUGCUACUGUGCUCAGGAGGUGUUGAGUGGUCUGAAGCAGCCAGUAGCCGUGGUGCACUGUGGCGAUGGCUCUCAACGGCUCUUUGUCCUGGAGAGGGAGGGAAUUGUCAGGAUACUCACCCAUAACCUCGAGCUAAUCAAGGAACCUUUCUUAGACAUCCACAAGCUGGUGCAGAGCGGCCUGAAGGGUGGAGAUGAAAGGGGCCUACUAAGCCUGGCAUUCCACCCCAAUUACAAAAAGAAUGGCAAGCUCUACAUCUCCUAUACCACCAACCAAGAGCGCUGGGCCAUCGGACCCCACGACCACAUUCUCCGUGUGGUUGAAUACACCGUUUCAAGGAAAAACCCUAACCAGGUGGACAUAAGGACGGUCCGUGUGCUAAUGGAAGUAGCAGAGCUGCACAGAAAACACCUCGGUGGCCAACUUUUGUUCAGCCCCAAUGGGCUGUUGCACAUCAUUCUGGGAGACGGCAUGAUUACACUGGAUGAUAUGGAGGAAAUGGACGGACUCAGUGACUUCACAGGCUCUGUGUUGAGGGUGGACGUGGACACAGAUUCUUGCUCGUCAGCCUACUCCAUACCCAGGAACAAUCCUUACUUUAACAGUACAAACCAGCCGCCAGAAAUCUUUGCACAUGGAUUACACGACCCAGGCAGGUGUGCAGUGGAUCGACUUCCGUCAGACAAUGGAAGUCUUGUUAUACUCUGCACAGACGCCAGUGGCAAAAACACAUCGGCGGGCAGAAUAUUGGAAAUCACUAAGGGGAAAGAUUACGAACAUGAACCCUCUGUCUAUGACCUGCAGUCCAACGGAUGGGCACCACCUGUGGGGGGCUUUAUCUACAGGGGCUGCCAGUCUAGAAGACUCUAUGGAAGUUAUGUGUUUGGUGAUAAAAAUGGUAACUUGCAGAUUCUUCAGAAGUCUUCAUUUUCAACUUCAGCAAGUGGUGAAGAGUGGCAGGAAAAGGCUAUGUGUCUUGGCUCGGCUGGCUCCUGCGGCUCCACUCUCGUUGGACAGAUAUUGGGUUUUGGAGAGGAUGAACAAGGUGAAGUCUACAUACUAGCAAGCAGUAAAAACAUGGCUCAGUCACACAGUGGGAAGCUCUUCAAGCUAGUAGAUCCUAAAAGGCCUCUCUCCCCCAAAGAGUGCCAGCGUCAGGUGGAGCCACCAGAGCUCCUGAUGACAGCUUGUUCCAGAUACUGCAAGAACGGACACUGCACUCCAACUGGCAAGUGCUGCUGUAGCCCCGGCUGGGAAGGACCCUUCUGCAGAAUUGCCAAAUGUGAGCCAGCCUGCCGCAACGGAGGAGUUUGUAUGGAACCCAACAAGUGUCUGUGCAAAAGUGGCUACUCGGGCCUUCAGUGCGAGAAGAGUGAGCGGGGUUUGCCCAACGACCAGGAGAAAGAUGGAAUCCUGGACCACAUCAUCGACAUGACCUCAUAUCUCCUAGAUCUGAGCAGCUACAUCGUAUAGGGCUGUGCAGAGGAGGGGACUGGUCGCUCUGACACAAAUCUACCUACAACCAUCAGCAAACUCUAUAUGUGGCAUCGUUAACGGGGCCUUUUAAUCCCCCUCAAGCCCACACCGAAACGCAUACACACCAACAUCCAAAUACAGGAUCGCUGCCCGGCUGCAUUGGACCCACAUAACUAUACCAAACUUUUCUUCCUCUCACAUAUAAGCUAUUUGCUUUUGAACACCAGCCCGUGUUGACAUGUAUGAGGCCUUCAGACAGCAGCAAGUCCAUUGACAAGUUUGACAAAGCUCAAGUAAAUAAUUAGCUCACCUGCCAGUGGUGGGGUUUUUGUAGGAAUAGGAACUACUCACAAGUGGACCGUUUUAACCCAAGACUGGAUCUGUCCAAAGGGUUGUGGUGUUCCCUGUUGUAACACACCCUGAAUAUGGAGUUUGAGGCAAAUGUGUGGAAGCCGUUGGUUGUUCUGGAGCUGUUGAAGCGUUCAAAACUGAAAGGGGAGGCAUGGCUCUGGAGGGUCCAUUUAAAAAAAGAAAGAUCUGCCAACACAGACUGAAAAAACACAAGUGAUUGGUUAUGUAGAGCUUGCAGUGCUUUGUGUUGUACAAUUCUAAAGAUGGAUUAUGCCUCUCCAUGUGUUCCCAUGUGUUUAGUUCAGGGACAUGACUCUGACAUGGUGUGAGUUUGUGAGUGGGGUCAUCUAAGCAGCAUUGAUAAAAAAAAAAACAGUUUCUACAACUUGAAUGGAGGUUUUUUUUCACUUUCAUGCACUGUAUUCCUUAUCUUAUUUUGUGUCUUGUUUGUUUCAUUCACUUUAUUAUUCUAAAUUAAUUUAAGCGGAUCACAAACGAAAUUCAAAUAGUGUCACUCUCACACAUAUCGUCUGUAUUUUCACGAGCGUGGUUCAACAAACACACUGAAACAGAAGCUGAAACUCAACUACAAAGGGAAGAGGAACUGAUGUAUAUUUCCAAUAGAGCUUACCUAAGUACUACUUAGCAUUGCAAAAAAAAAGGAAAAAAAAAAACAAAGUAUAGCAUUAUUGUUAUCAUAGAGGAGGGUUUAUUUUUCUAAACGUAAUAAUAUAUGGGAGAAUGUGGUGUUUUAUAGAAGGCAGUUUCUCACUAAGCUUGUCAGGUCAUGUCAUUUUUUAUAUUGUACCUAUUCAUAUUGCAGCUUUUUAUGAAGUACAUGUAAGACUUUCUUCUUUCUUGUUUGCAUAGAGUAAUUCAGAGCAGUUGCUAGAGUCCAUCUAACUCUUCCCCCAACAUGUGGUUUGAUGGCCGCUGUCAAAACCAGUCUUUGUUGUGAGCUUGAUCAAAGAUCCGGUUGAUCCUCGAAGUCACUGUGGAAGCAGCUUUCAGCCCAGAUCUUAUCAGUGAAGACCAGAUUUCACAUUAACCGGACUUCAAAAACAGAACAAACAAAAAAAAUACUCUAAUGGGCAUUUGACUUUUUUUAGAUUAAAUACCAGCUGAAAUGUCAGGAGCAGCACUGGUGUGCCAAACUGAGUUUCAUACUAACCAUAUCCUUACACAUGCACAACCACCUUCUAACACUUUAUUUUUUAGUUUUAAUCCCUUCAAAGGACCAUCGAUCAAGUUUAAGAGUUGUAAGCGCAUUUGUCCCAAUCUGCUUCAGUUUCAAACAAAAUUGAUGGAUUGAAUGACGUUCAUCUCCCGCUGUGCUUGUGUUCGCUAAAAUAAAUCCACUCUACCUUCUUUCUAAUAUAUCAAAGAUGGAAUUCAUGCUGUAAAAUGAAAAUCUGAAUUGUUUUAGCACUUAAUGUGAAAGUUCCAUUGUAGCUGCUGAGAUGGUGUGGUGUGAAUAGAAUAACCAUUUUCAUUAUUUAAGUAGUUACACAAAUAAAAUAAUUAUUUAAGUUGUCUCUGUUGUUUUUACCAUUGUGCUGUAUGUGGCUUUUUUAUUCCUGUAUUGUAAAUAAAACUAAGGAUAACUUUGUUUUUCUUCAAAAAUACCCAUAUGUCUAUUAAAAUUUAUAGCAUGUCUAAA